AUGCAAGUUGUGGGUCUCGCGGGAAGAAAAGGUACGCUCCAGCCUUAUGAUGUCCAGCAGGUUCUGGCUCGCGCCGUUCGCAAGAAGAGCAAAGUCUCGGACGACGACCAGCAAACCAAGAGUACGCUCGAGGAGAGGCUUGACAAACUUAAGAUAUGCUGCAAUAAACAUGAAGUCAAUCUCUUUGGCUGUGUUUUUGAUCCAGCGAAUUCAAAAGUGACAUAUGAUGAUGUCAUUGUUGAAGAACGGACAAAAGAGACCAUAAAAUAUCUAGUUUCCCAGUCCAGGCUACAUUUCGAAGCUUCUUCACAAUUUCUUAUAGAUAGUACGAGGCUUUCUGGCGCCCUGUUCUACGGUCCGCCUGGUACUGGAAAGACUGAGAUGGCCCGGGCGAUAGCGAGUGAUUCGAACGCUGUGAUGCUUAGAGUCAGUCCCGCAGGUCUUGAAAGAGCAGUGAGCACUAUCAAAGCCGCGUUCACGCUUUCUAAGAAACUUUCCCCGUGCAUCCUAUUCAUUGACGAAGCCGAUGCUCUCUCCUGCCAAGGCUUCGUAGAUGUUAUUCCCUGGCGACAACAUGAUUUGACUCAGUACCUUGAGGAAAUGGAUGGCUUGGCCUCUAGUAAGGAUGCCCCAUUUGUGCUUUGUGCGACGAACAAGCCGCUUGACCUGGACAAAGCAUUGUUGAGAACGAUGCCCCUCAAAGUGCAGUUCAAGCUUCCCGGUAGCAUGGAAAGGCGCAAGAUCCUUGAGGUUUUCUUGAAAGAGUCAGACUUGGAUCCAUCGUUCGACAUGGACAGUUUGGUUCACGCUACAGAAGGCUCCUCUCGAUCGGACCUCCACUCACUCUGUGGACAGGCUGCUUUGGAGUUUGGUAUUGACCAUGUCAGCAGCAAGACUGAUAAGAAUGGCCAAGAGACAGCUUCUAUCAUUAUUAAGUUGAAGAAUCGCCACUUUGACAAAGCUCUAUGUAAUUUUCGUCCAUCGGUGACAUCCUGA
Messenger RNA from Aspergillus sclerotioniger CBS 115572, 996 nucleotides. Its product is annotated as ATP-binding protein. Gene Ontology annotation, molecular function: ATP binding; ATP hydrolysis activity. Gene Ontology annotation, cellular component: mitochondrial outer membrane. NCBI's taxonomy places the organism in Eukaryota, Fungi, Ascomycota, Eurotiomycetes, Eurotiales, Aspergillaceae. The record is from RefSeq and is a predicted model, not a curated record. The transcript has 2 exons. Bases 1 to 996 code for a protein of 331 amino acids.